Phragmites australis (common reed) is the source of this 1926-nucleotide messenger RNA. RefSeq names its product nuclear transport factor 2-like. Lineage: Eukaryota; Viridiplantae; Streptophyta; Magnoliopsida; Poales; Poaceae. The transcript has 9 exons. Bases 96 to 1583 code for a protein of 495 amino acids. The record is from RefSeq and is a predicted model, not a curated record. Gene Ontology annotation, molecular function: mRNA binding. Gene Ontology annotation, cellular component: ribonucleoprotein complex; cytosol.
CCCCCUGCGGCCUCGCCAGCUUUGCGGGAAAACAGACGCGAGCGGAGCUUUUUUUAACCCCUCUCCCUCUCCCUCCGCCUCCCCUCCCUCCUCCGAUGGCAUCUCCGCCGCCCUCCGCCGCCGCCGGAGCGGCGCCUGAAUCGCCGCCCCCGGCGCAAGUGGUGGGCAACGCAUUCGUGCAGCAGUACUACAACAUCCUGCACCAGUCGCCGGAGCUCGUCUACCGCUUCUACCAGGAGACCAGUCGCCUCGGCCGCCCUGCUAGCGCCGGCGCCGACAUGGAUACCGUCACCACCAUGGAGGCGAUUAACGACAAGAUCAUGUCCAUGGACAUCACGCGGGCGGAGAUCAGGGAGGUGGACGCGCAGGAGUCGCUGUGCGGCGGCGUCACCGUGCUCGUCAUGGGCCAUCUCACGGGGAGGAACAACGUCAGCCGCGAGUUCGUGCAGUCCUUCUUCCUCGCGCCGCAGGAGAAGGGCUACUUUGUGCUCAACGACAUAUUGCGCUACAUCGGGGAGGGGGAGGAGGUGGAGGCCGAGCAGGCGCCACCACCACUGCAGAAGCCGGCGCUGGAUGUGGAUGCGGAUGCAGCUGCGGAGGCUGUCCCUGCUGCUGCCCUGCCGAACGGCAUUGUAGAAGGAGCUACGGAGAGUGUGCCUCGUGAACAGGAUGCUUUGCCGCAGCCUGAGCAGCAUGUGGCUGAGCCUGCGCCUCAUCCUCAGGAGGAGGUAGAUCUGAACGAGGAGGUUUAUAACCCCCCACCAAAUGACACAGAGGAACCUGUUUUGGAGGAAACACCGGCUCCUGAGGUCAUAAACGAAGUGCCAAAUAAUCCAGCAGUGCCUACUCCGAGUUCAGCUCCCACUGUACCGCUUGAGGAGGCUCCGAAGAAGUCGUAUGCUUCAAUUGUAAAAGUCAUGAAAGAAUUUCGACCACCAGCUUCCACAGUUCCUUCCAGGCCUGCACCACCAAAACCAGAAAAACAAGCCCCUCCUGCCCCUGCUCUGGUCGCUGAUGUUCCAGCUUUCAGUCUUAACUCUCAGAGCAGCAGCUUUCAAGAUCCAGAAGUUGAUGGGCAUGCGAUAUAUGUGCGAAAUCUGCCUUUAAAUGCCAUGCCACAGCAAUUAGAAGACGAGUUCAAGAGAUUUGGCACCAUUAAACAUGAUGGCAUCCAAGUUAGAAGCAACAAGAUCCAAGGGUUUUGUUUUGGCUUCGUAGAAUUUGAGGAUGCCAGUGUUGUCCAAAGUGCAAUAGAGGCUUCUCCGGUUAUGAUUGGUGACCGGCAAUGUUACGUCGAAGAGAAAAGAACUACUGGUUCACGUGGUAGUAGCAGAGGAAGGUUCGCACCGGGUAGAGGUGGUAACUUCCGAGGUGAAGGAAUGAGAGGCCGUGGUAAUUACAGCGGAGGGAGGGGCUACGGAAGGGGUGAGGUCAGUUAUCGAUUUUAUUAUGGAGGUAGGGGUGGUGGCAGAGGUGGUGCAUCACGUGGAGGUGAUGUUAGCUACCAGCGGGUCGACCACUCUGGUACAGCCGGUGGUAGUGGUGUGCGGGCACCAUCCACCACUACCGCAGUCGGAAAGUGAGUUCUUGGCAGCUAUGCAUCGGUAGUACUUUUAUGGCCACUAUCAUGGUCGCCAGAAAGAGUGGUGGGUUUGGGUUCAUGUGAGAUCAGCAAAAUCGGGUCAUAAAUUUAUGCUUACCUUGUUUUGUGGCAAGGUAUAGCAGCGGUGAUAUCGGUUACUAAUUGUAGAAUCUACGUCUAUUCAGAUGUAGUCCUAGUAUGUUUGGCUUCGUCGAGCAGCUGAUCGUUUUCCUUCUUUUACGUAUUCCAAAUUGGAGGGGUUGAUUUGAAGUGCCAGCGAUUUAUAGUUUUUAUUGACUUGUGGAAUAAGUGAUGGUUUAGAGUUGCUAAGAUUGGUACUAGAA